Molecule: messenger RNA, 6182 nt
Organism: Seriola aureovittata
Lineage: Eukaryota; Metazoa; Chordata; Actinopteri; Carangiformes; Carangidae
Gene: tnpo1
Product: transportin 1
Exons: 25
Coding region: 168-2840 (890 amino acids)
Biological process (GO): protein import into nucleus
Cellular component (GO): nucleus; cytoplasm
Molecular function (GO): nuclear import signal receptor activity; small GTPase binding
Source: RefSeq, a predicted model, not a curated record
ACUUAAAUGCGACGCGACUCUGUAUGGCCCGCAGCUUUUUCAGCUUGUUGCAAAAACGGAUGUUCCUUCUGUAACAGGCCCAUGUCUGAAAACCCAGACAGACGGUCACAUUUCAAGAGAAAGUCGGCAACACUCGAGUCCGUCGGUCCAAACAGCAGCAGAGCAAGAUGGAGUGUGAGUGGAAGCCAGACGAGCAAGGACUUCAACAAAUUUUACAGCUGCUCAAGGAGUCUCAGUCGCCAGAUACGUCCACACAGAGAUCCGUCCAGCAAAGACUUGAGCAGCUGAACCAGUAUCCAGACUUUAACAACUAUUUAAUAUUUGUUUUGACCAAGUUAAAAUCAGAAGACGAACCGACGCGGUCCCUGAGUGGGCUGAUACUGAAGAACAAUGUGAAAGCCCACUAUCAGAACUUCCCUAAUGGUGUGUCGGAUUUCAUCAAGAGCGAGUGCCUCCAAAACAUUGGAGACUCUUCUCCCCUUAUCCGUGCCACUGUGGGUAUCCUCAUCACCACAAUCGCCUCCAAAGGAGAGCUACAAAACUGGCCGGAGCUUCUGCCUAAACUCUGCCAGCUGCUGGACUCUGAGGACUACAACACAUGUGAGGGAGCGUUUGGAGCCCUGCAGAAGAUCUGUGAAGACUCUGCUGAGAUCCUGGACAGUGACAUGCUGGAUCGUCCUCUUAACAUCAUGAUCCCCAAGUUCUUACAGUUUUUCAAACACAGCAGUCCUAAGAUUAGGUCUCAUGCCAUUGCCUGCGUCAAUCAGUUCAUCAUCAGCAGGACCCAGGCUCUUAUGCUGCACAUCGACCCUUUCAUUGAGAACCUGUUUGCUCUGGCAACAGAUGACGAACCAGAAGUGAGGAAGAAUGUGUGCAGAGCUCUAGUCAUGCUGCUGGAAGUUCGCCUGGACCGUCUCCUGCCACACAUGCAUAACAUCAUAGAGUACAUGCUACAGAGGACUCAGGACCAAGAUGAAAAUGUUGCCUUGGAGGCCUGUGAGUUCUGGCUUACUCUGGCGGAGCAGCCGGUGUGUAAGGAAGUGCUGUGUGGACACCUCUCCCAGCUCACUCCGGUUCUUGUCAACGGGAUGAAGUAUUCUGAGAUUGACAUUAUCCUGCUCAAGGGCGACAUUGAGGAAGACGAGGCCAUUCCCGACAACGAACAAGACAUCAGACCACGCUUCCACCGAUCGCGCACAGUUGCCCAGCAGCAUGAGGGCGAUGGGAUCGAGGAAGAGGAAGAUGAGGAUGAUGAACUGGAUGAUGAUGAUACUAUCUCUGAUUGGAACCUGCGUAAGUGCUCAGCAGCAGCGUUGGACGUGUUGGCCAACGUGUUCAGGGAUGAUCUGCUGCUGCACAUUCUGCCCCUUCUCAAAGAGUUGCUCUUCCAUCCAGAGUGGGUAGUUAAAGAGUCUGGCAUCCUUGUGCUGGGGGCUAUCGCUGAAGGCUGUAUGCAGGGCAUGAUCCCAUAUCUGCCUGAGCUCAUUCCCCAUCUCAUCCAGUGUUUGUCUGACAAGAAGGCCCUGGUGCGUUCAAUCACCUGCUGGACACUGAGCCGCUACGCCCACUGGGUUGUCAGCCAGCCCCCAGAUAUUUACCUGAAGCCCCUAAUGACGGAGCUGCUCAAACGUAUUCUGGAUAGCAACAAGCGUGUGCAGGAGGCCGCUUGCAGUGCCUUUGCCACUCUGGAGGAGGAGGCUUGCACAGAGCUGGUGCCCUACCUGGCGUUCAUCCUGGACACACUGGUGUUCGCUUUCAGCAAGUACCAGCACAAAAAUCUGCUAAUUCUUUACGACGCCAUAGGAACUCUGGCGGACUCAGUGGGACACCAUCUGAACAAACCGGAGUACAUCCAGAUGUUGAUGCCUCCACUAAUCCAGAAAUGGAACCAGUUGAAAGAUGAAGACAAAGAUCUCUUCCCUUUAUUAGAAUGUCUGUCGUCAGUAGCCACAGCCCUGCAGAGUGGCUUCCUGCCCUACUGUGAGCCUGUGUACCAACGCUGUGUCAACCUAGUCCAGAAGACCCUCGCUCAGGCCAUGCUUCACCAGUCACAGCCAGACCAGUAUGAGGCCCCUGACAAAGACUUCAUGAUCGUGGCUUUGGAUCUUCUCAGUGGACUGGCUGAGGGUUUGGGAGGCACCAUUGAGCAGCUGGUUGCUCGUAGCAACAUCCUCACUCUCAUGUACCAGUGCAUGCAGGACAAAAUGCCUGAAGUUCGUCAGAGUUCGUUUGCUCUGCUGGGGGAUCUGACCAAGGCUUGUUUCCAGCAUGUCAAACCAUGCAUCGCUGAUUUUAUGCCCAUACUGGGUACUAAUUUAAACCCAGAGUUAAUAUCAGUGUGCAACAAUGCAACAUGGGCAAUUGGAGAGAUAUCUAUACAAAUGGGGUCUGAAAUGCAGCCGUACAUUGCCAUGGUGCUGCACCAGCUGGUGGAGAUCAUUAACAGGCCCAACACCCCAAAGACUCUACUGGAGAAUACAGCAAUAACAAUUGGUCGUCUUGGUUACGUUUGUCCUCAAGAGGUGGCACCCAUGCUACAGCAGUUUAUAAGACCCUGGUGCACCUCUCUACGAAAUAUAAGAGACAAUGAGGAGAAAGACUCUGCGUUCAGAGGAAUUUGCACUAUGAUCAGUGUAAAUCCGGGAGGUGUAGUGCAGGAUUUUAUAUUCUUCUGUGACGCAGUGGCCUCCUGGGUAAAUCCAAAGGAUGAUCUCAGAGACAUGUUCUACAAGAUCCUUCACGGGUUUAAGAACCAGGUGGGAGAGGACAACUGGAGGCGAUUCUCAGAUCAGUUCCCGAUGCCACUGAAGGAACGGCUGGCAACCUUUUACGGGGUGUAACUGUUUCCACAGCAGGGUGCCUCUUCACUGGGGUCAUUCACAAUGGGAGACAAAAUAGGGAACCUCUUUUACCCAGGGAACAUGUUACCCUUUACUGGGGGGAAGGGUCUGCCUGCUCAGGGGAGGGAAGGGGUGCGGACCCCUCCCCGACCUGGUGGACGGGGUGGGAGGGAGGUGGGAGCUGCAGUGCUCAAAGCCCCUAUGCACAGGCAAAGGGGGAAAGGGACUGGCAGUACAACCUUAUCGUGGGAGGAAAAUUCAUGUUAUCACAUCUCAACCCAAAAUAAUGAAAUUUAUCACAUUCUUCUUUUUUUUUCUCUCUUUUUUUUUUCUUUUACCCAAAACAUUUUAUUUUCUGUCACCAAACUACUGAAAAGAAUUGUAAGCAAAUAUGGAGAAAACUUUGCAAAACUCUGAAGCAUUUGCUCUUUCAUUUUAGUUAGAUGACGAAUUUUCACAUAUUGAAAGGCUAGUGCAGAAAAUGGUCUUCAGAGCCGAUACACAUUUAUAAUCAUGUCAGUCAGGUAAAUGACAUGUGGUAGUUUAAUGAAACAAAAUUCUACCUGGCGAACUGAAGACUGUUCUCAAUUGACCGAGUGAAGUCAAGAGAUAUUUUCUAGAGAUAGUACACAGAUAGCUCAAAGCUAAGGAAUGAGCAUCCUAUGAUAAGAAUGCAUCGUAUUGGAUCCAUCUCUGGAGAAAAUAAUUUUAUAAUGCUGCGUAUCAUGAAGAGUAAGUUAUCACCUAUAUAGUUAUCAGAUAAUUUCAGUGUUCCUAUUCUUUAACAGGGCAAAUGCUGUUAAUUACGUCACUGGAGAGCACAAGAUUUUCUUUUUAAGAGCAGCUUUUCUGGGAAUAGGUAGCAUGCUUGUAUCAUUGUGAAAAGCUGUAGAAUAUUAGUGAUGUGUGUUGCAUUUGACAGCUGUCAUUGCCCUGUAAUAAGGUUCUUCUUUAACCUUGUAAUUUAUCAAUUUACAGUACUUUUGUUUGUUUGUUUGUUUUUUUUUUUCCUCUACCAGAGAAUUACGGCAAUCAGCUGUAAUGUAGCAUGACUGGGUUUACACACCAACUUUAGGCAAUGUGUAAAAUCUUGGCUGUGAUGUAAUGUUGGAGUGAAUCUCUCAGUUUGGUCUUGUGGUGUGAAUGUGACAUGGACAUUCAUCAGCAGGCAUAUCAAAGCUUUAGAUAAUAACAAUCCUCUACAUUGUCUGAGCCUCGUGAAAGAAAAAUGACUGAGAAGCAUGCAGGUUAACACCCUGUGAGUCGGCCAUUAUGUCUUGUUUCUUGGACUUAAACCACAAUGACACAAAUCCUGUCUUUAGUGAUUUUUAGUGACUUUGGCUGUCAGAACCAUGCAGUCCUUCAAAAUCAAUGUUGAAUAUGUUCAUUUCUCAAUGUACUGAAGUUUUUGUUAUUGGUUGUUUGGCUUCUUGUGCUAAAAGCAUGAUCUUGAGGAUGACUGUGUUCUAAUGUUUUGGGUGGUUGUGUUUUGUGGGGUACUUGGAUGCUUUCAUCUCUUGCAUGUUGGUGGCCCCUCACACCCCAACAUAUAGUGGGAAGGAGUUUAUGGGAGGGAGGGGAGCUUCAAUUAAAGGUUUUAAAAGUACAUAGUAACCACUUAGGUAUUGCAACACUGGGACAGUUAGAACUUAAUUACUAAAUCUUGCUGGAGUGUUCUCCCUAACCUUUCGCCCCAUAGCUGGAUGUAUAGUUUUUAAAUACUGUGAAACUACAAUGUUAUUGUCUUGUUUUUGCGACGUUAUAUUUUAUAAAGCGUGUAAGUGUUUAAGUUACAAAUAGGCUGAAUGUAUUCCAUGAUGGGUUGGAGAGAUAGGAGGAUAUUUUUUUUUGUUAUUAUUGUUUUAUUUUAAUUUUUUUUUAAUGCCCAGCCAGUCAUUUUUCCUCUGCUGGCCAGAGUAAUAACUGCAGUAUUUUAACUUUUUUGCGGUGCACAUGACAUGCACUUAAAUAUUAAAUUGCAAGUGCUUGAAAUUAAAGAUGUAGCCAAAACCUUCAGAAUAUGACUCUAGUGUAAAGACAGAUUAUUAAUAAAGUAUUGCUGCUAAAAAAUGCAUUUACUUAAUGCAAUAAGUAACUUGAUGCAAUUGGGUUAUUAGACUGUAAAAGUAGUUUAGUGUCAGAAAACUUUGAGCAAUGUGAAAUAUAUAAGUGGUCUCUUAGAUUUAAUAUUAAUGGGGUAAAUGUAGGAUUAUAAUGCAUCAUGGAAUACAGAGGCAAUUACUUGUAUGUGCCACAUCAUUUUGUGUUUUGAAGUGAUUUUUGUCUGUCACAUUCCAGCUGUUUGGCAUGCAAAAAAACAGAGUAAGCACGGCUUGGUGUGUGUACACAGUCCUGUUAUUCUUUCAUUGAAAGAGUGUAGGUCUAUAAAACACACAAAACAAUCCCCCACCAUUGCUGUGCUGUAUUUCUGACUCGACUGCUGCUAUACAUUGUAGUUGUGUUUCACUACUUGAAUAUGUGUUUUCUAUGUGUUAACCUCAGGUUGUCUGUGUUCAGUGUUAUUUGUUUUUAUUGUUUUCCCCGAUGUGUACGCCUUUAUCCAUCUCCUUUCAACAACUAAAGAUUAGUAAAACUCUAGCCCUUCAUAUUAGAAAUGGGUAACCAUGGGUGUUAAUUGACAUUAAUGUUAUAUGUGUGCAACACAGCUAGCUGUCAAAUGUGAUUACAACUGCAACGCUGGGGGGAAAGAAUAAUUUGGAAAUGGUAACUUGCACAUACUUUAUGUACCUUUCGUCAGAAGUGAUUGUUAUCAGACUACGAUAAAUAUUUAGUGUAAUGUGUACACAAUGCCUUGAGAGCAAGUACUUUGAGGUUUUGUUGGUGUUUUUGCAAUAGAUAUACAGUAUACUGUAUCUAAAGAAACAGGUAACACCUGAUUUAAAAGCAAAGAAAUAGGUUGACAACUUGUGGACUUAAUGUUAUAAACAUGAUGUUUGCAAAUAUGAGUUUGACUUUCUAUGAAGCUUUAUUGAAAAUUUGUAUUUUAUAAAGCACCCACCAAUAUUGAGGAAUGUCUAGUCAAAGAACUCCUGUAUUCUCAUUUAGCCUUCAAACUUGAUUAGACUAUAUGCCUUCAUCAUUUUUGCUAUUAAAAGCAGAAACAUCAUUUUGAUAGACAUGGUUUGAGUUUUUUUUUUUUUUAAUAAGCUGCUGAAUUAAAAAAAAAAAAGUAAUACUUUUGGGGCCACCAAAUAUUUUGGAUCAUGCAAAGAAUCUAUAUUGUACUGUAGUAAUUUUGUAAUAUUUGUAAGAUGAUAUAGUGAGUGUGACUGGUUACCAUUGCUUGAAUCUGUACAUUGUUCCAAUAAAUUGUUUACAUUA